AUGUCACCCCUGUCUGACUCCGCCGUAUGUUACCCGGGUUGCCAUGGCAACGCGGUGUUGAUGUUUCCUGAAGAGGGUUGGGCGCGGAGUGCUUCUUCAUCAUAUUGGACGCUGCAGCCCUGCUGGUGGCGACGCUCUCGCUGCAAGGUCGUCGAAGUUGCUGGCACGAGAAGGCACAGUACCCAAGCACGAAUGGUUGUAAGUGGCGUGAAUGCUGUAUACAUCGUUGGUAGCUUCAAGCAUCUUGGAACAGAUGCUGAUUUUAAGCUUUAUUUGACGACGAACGUGACCCAAGCCGACUUCAACAUGGGUUACACGAUGACGGGAACCCUGGAGAGAGGCAGCCGAUCCACAAACACCUUUCAAGUGACCCAUUUUGCUGUUCUUCGGCGAUGUGACCACGAGUCGCACCAUCUUAAGAGUGCAUAA
Messenger RNA from Leptosia nina, 429 nucleotides. NCBI's taxonomy places the organism in Eukaryota, Metazoa, Arthropoda, Insecta, Lepidoptera, Pieridae. The record is from the annotation of a GenBank genome assembly.